Spizellomyces punctatus DAOM BR117 is the source of this 732-nucleotide messenger RNA. RefSeq names its product glutaredoxin. Gene Ontology annotation, molecular function: glutathione disulfide oxidoreductase activity. NCBI's taxonomy places the organism in Eukaryota, Fungi, Chytridiomycota, Chytridiomycetes, Spizellomycetales, Spizellomycetaceae. The record is from RefSeq and is a predicted model, not a curated record. Gene Ontology annotation, biological process: cellular response to oxidative stress. The transcript has a single exon. Gene Ontology annotation, cellular component: cytoplasm; nucleus. Bases 63 to 602 code for a protein of 179 amino acids.
AAAAUUUCAAAUCCAGGAGUUUAAAAGCAAAAGGAGUUGGUGGAUUGCAAUCUUGACUACAUAUGUUGCAUCGUUUCUUGGCAAGAGUAACAAGAACUUUUCAACCCCGCCCCUCAAACUUGGUUCUCCGUCGCGUACCUAGAAACUCUCGCACAAAAGGACCGCUCACUCUUGCCUUCUUCUCAUCAACAGCUACAAGCAUGGGCUCAGACUCCAACGAUAACGGUGUGGUUUGCGAAAACGGUGUGUGCCACAUCGAUUUCUCAAAGCGCAGAAAGGCGCAACCUGCUUCCUCUUCCACCUCCGAUAUUCCAUCUCGUGUGGAAGACACAAUUGCGUCCAACCGAGUAGUUAUAUACUCCAAAACCUACUGCCCAUACUGUGACAAGGCCAAAGCACUCUUCACGUCGAAGGGUGUCGACUUUGUGACUAUCGAGCUCGACAACGUUCAGGAUGGGGAGGCAAUGCAUGGCUAUUUGAAGGAGAAGACAGCUCAAACGACAGUGCCCAAUAUCUUUGUUAGCAAGAAGCACGUUGGUGGAUUUACUGAUUUACGUGAAUUGGAGGAAAAUGGGGAGUUGCAAACCUUGCUUUCUGCAUAGGAUUAGAAGUUAAGAAGAAUCACGAGAUACUAGAGUUGAUGGAUGAAAUGUGUAAAAUAACAUAGAUUUUGAAAUUAUUGCAUACAUUCCAUGCUGGUAUUGUCUUAACAUUACGAUCUCCUAUCUACAA